Bemisia tabaci is the source of this 1713-nucleotide messenger RNA. Its product is annotated as mitochondrial import inner membrane translocase subunit TIM44. Gene Ontology annotation, molecular function: protein-folding chaperone binding. Gene Ontology annotation, biological process: protein import into mitochondrial matrix. Gene Ontology annotation, cellular component: mitochondrial inner membrane. Lineage: Eukaryota; Metazoa; Arthropoda; Insecta; Hemiptera; Aleyrodidae. The record is from RefSeq and is a predicted model, not a curated record.
UCGUGUGGGUCACGCGAGUAACCUAACCUCUCAUUGCACGACUUCCCAUAAUUUUCCAUUAUGCCCGUUCAUUGACUUACAUCUUACAGAAGUCAUGUGUCGGCGCGCACUUGUAAUUACAAUUAACCGUCAAAAAUGAUUGCACGAUUAGAUUAAUAAUCUGUGACCAAAUACUUGAUUGACUCUACGCCAAACAGCACCAUUCCAGUCCGUUAAAAAUGUAUCAAAUCAGGAAGGUAGAAUGUGGUCUAUCUCUAGUGAGGAUCUCAAUACCCCUCAUCACUCGCUCAACACAACCGAAUGUUAUCUCUUCACCAGGUCCUAGCUACCUACGGCUGUGUCGUAGCUACGCAUCUCCUCCAUCUAAGAGACCAAAUUUUUUCACUCAGUUCGUAGAAAAUGUAAAACAAGAAAUUGCCAAGAAUAAAGAGAUGAAAGAGAGUCUGAAGAAAUUUAGGGAAGAAGCCGAAAAAUUAGAACACUCGGAAGCUCUGCAGAAAGCACGGCAAAAAUAUCAGAGUGUUGAGUCUGAAGCCUCACGUAGCUCGGAAGUUUUCAAGGACAAACUAGGUUCUAUUAAAGGCAAAGUUUCAGAAGUUUUUGAGGAGGCUAGCAAGUCUGACAUAGCCAAAAAAGCAGGACACAUCAAAGAAGAGUUGGGGAAAACAGCGAGAGGAGCAGCCGAGUCUUUAAGCGAAAAAGGAUCGAAAAUCGGUAAGACAGGGGCAUUCCAGACGAUAAGUCAAACUGCAGAAGCCGUAAAGAAAGAACUAGACAACACCUCGAUCCAUGCCACUGUCUACUCAGCGCCAAAGAAGCUAAGGAAGCGUGUGGAAGCUGCGGCAGAUUCCAAAGUUUACCAACCAAAUGAAGAUGCCACAGGAGUGGAAUUGCACAAAGACUCACGGUUUUCGCAAAGUUGGCAGCAAUUCAAAGACAACAAUCAAUAUAUCAACAAACUCCUUGACUGGAAAAUGCGAUACGAUGAGAGUGACAAUCCGAUGGUCCGAGCUUCACGAUUCUUCACAGACAAAGUCUCAAGUGCGGUAGGAGGUAUCUUUCAAAAAACCGAACUAUCAGAAACACUGACUGAAAUCUGCAAACUAGACCCUAAUUUUGACAAGAACGAAUUUCUUCUCCUCUGCGAAAAGGAGAUUAUUCCAAAUAUCCUGGAGUCAAUGAUUCGAGGGGAUUUAGACAUACUCAAAGACUGGUGCCAUGAAGCUCCAUUCAAUGCCCUCGCUACACCCAUCAGACAGGCAAAGACCGCUGGGUAUAUCUUCUGUUCCAAGGUCAUAGAUAUCGAUAAUGUCGACCUGGCAAUGGGAAAAGUCAUGGAACAGGGUCCUGUUCUUGUGAUCAGUUUCCAGACACAGCAGAUAAUGUGCCUUAGAGAUCGGAGCAACAAAGUGAUUGAGGGCGAUCCAGAGAAAAUCCUCCGUGUCAAUUACGUUUGGGUGCUGUGCCGGGAUCGGAGCGAGUUGAACCCGAGAGCCGCAUGGCGACUCUUGGACUUGUCGGCAAACAGUGCUGAACUGCUUGUAUAAAUUGUUAUUAGAGUUCUUGUUAGUGUAAUCUAAUUGAAUUUUGUUUUCAUUGUACAUUUUCCCUGUAUAAUUUUGUAAAUAGCCAUCAUGCGUUUGUACAUUUUAAGCCGUUUGUUUCUGAUCCAGUCAUUUUUUUCUAAGAAAAAAAAAUUUUAUUCUCUCUUAA